AUGCCUGUCGCUCCAGUCUACCAGGAUCCAGAGAACACAGUGAUCACAUCACACAUAGUUCCUGCACUCUUCAUCUGGUCUACCGUUGGCAUGUUAUGCUGCCUCCCCGUUUUACCGCAGUUUUGGGCAACCCAGAUCUUCGCACUGAGAUGCCAUAUCAUUAUCGUACUCUUACAUUGUACUCAAAUGAUGAUAAAUGGGUGUGUUUGGAGUGGUCAUGCUCAAUACAUACCUAUUUACACCGAGCUGGGUGCCGCAAUCAGCAUUCUCUGUCUGGGGGUGCUUCGGGUCAACUAUAUUUGCUUGUUCAAAUUUCUGUGGAUUCGCUCGAAGCCUACUGGGAGCCUGUACAUCUACGACAAGAGGAAUUAUAUUAAUCUGAUCGACAAAUUGAUAGUCGGAGCCGGAGCAGGAUCGAUCAUUCUCUACGGUGCCGUUGGAGUGCGUAGUAUACUCAUUUUCGAAGGCAUAGGUCCAAUUACAACCGGUGCGGAGAAUCGAGUCCGUGCGCUCUUGCAUAGCAUCCCAAUUCACUGGAUUCCGCUCUUUUCAUAUGCUGGUUACGGUGGAAUGGCUCUGGUCAAUCUCUGGAGGUUUCGCCACUCAAACGAAUGGAUCGCACCCUCGCCUGAAAACCGUUCUCAGCCCCAUUCACUUAGCCUAGCUCAAGUAUUGAAACGUGGCCUCGCCAUUUCGACGCUUCUCUUAAUCGUCCUCAUCAGACCUCUCUUUUCACUCUGGUCGACCUUGUGGUACCUCGUGAACGAUCUUGAAGCAUUCCGAACCACUCCUUCUCCAAUCGUUCCCAAGAAUCAGCUUGUUAUAUACGGAUGGUCUCAAAAUGGCCUCGACGCCUACAAACAUAUCCCGACAAACAUGGCCUUGCCAGACAGACAGAGCGUACUCAUGACUGCAAACAACUUCAUUCCGCUUCCAGCAAUUCACCUUCUCAUCUUUUGGGGCACUGGAAAAUAUUCGCGGGCAUUGUACAAUCACUGGUUCUGCCAGUUGUCUACUCUACUCCGCCUAUCACGGCUACGAGAAGCGAUCAACAUGCGCUCAAGGGGGAGACAAGUCGCCGAGGCGAACACUAUUGUCCCUUUUGGAGGAGCGUCAAUACCACUAGAUAAUGUCCCCUCUCGAACCGCGGCUUCAUUGAGCUCCGGUGUUGCGCGUCUGCCUCACAUCACUGCUAUUUCCCCUUUCCCUGGCGGCAAUACCCUGCCUUUGCCAUGUGCUCCACCUCCUGCGGCUCCUCCAGACCCGAUUCGAAUGCAAAGUAAGCGACAGGUACCAGUCCAGCCAGCGACUGAGCGGUAUGUGUCGGUGCACAAGCAUCCACCACCACCAAUAGCGAAUAUCCCUAUUAUGCCAACAUCGACCUCGUCCUCAGGCAAAGUUCACAAACUACCCCCAUUCCAAACCUCCAUCGACACAAAACUCGUUGCUAAUGACAUGUAA
Messenger RNA from Serendipita indica DSM 11827, 1461 nucleotides. The record is from the annotation of a GenBank genome assembly. Lineage: Eukaryota; Fungi; Basidiomycota; Agaricomycetes; Sebacinales; Serendipitaceae.